AUGGAGAUGAACGUUACAGGCACCCCAUCGCUGGAUGACCAAUUAAAGUACCCAAAAGUAGACAGGUUUACAUACCUAGGCUCGAUGCUUCAUCAAGAGGGAGGUUGCGCAAAUGAAGUCAAUGCACGGAUCCAAAAAGGAUGGCUUAAAUGGCGAAGUAUAACCGGUGUAAUGUGCGACAAGAAGAUGCCAAUAUGGUUGAAAAGCAAAGCUUACAAAUCCAUCGUAAGACCGGUGUUACUCUAUGGAAGUGAAACAUGGGCAUUAGACGCUACGGAAGAAACGUUAUUACAAGCCACGGAGAUGAGAAUGAUACGGUGGAGCUUGGAGUAUACUAAACUCAACCAUAUGACGAAUGACUGUCUCAGAGCAAAAAUGGGUAUUCAACCUAUGGCGGACUUGAUAAACGAAAAUCGGUUAAAGUGGUAUGGUCAUAUACUAAGAAGGGAGACGAGUGAUGUAAAUCGAAAAGUAUUGAACAUGGAGGUGCCGGGGAAGAGAGGAAGAGGACGACCUCGUGUUACGUGGAAAGGUCAAGUAGACAAAGUUAUGAUGACUAAGAAGAUAAAUCCGAACAUGGCCCUUACUCGAUCAAGAUGGAAGAAACUUAUCAAAACAAACCCCACGACUGUGGGACCAUAUGCAUGA
Gordionus sp. m RMFG-2023 is the source of this 648-nucleotide messenger RNA. RefSeq lists its product as uncharacterized. Bases 1 to 648 code for a protein of 215 amino acids. Lineage: Eukaryota; Metazoa; Nematomorpha; Gordioida; Chordodea; Parachordodidae. The record is from RefSeq and is a predicted model, not a curated record. The transcript has a single exon.